AUGCAGACACUGAACACCUGGGAUAGUCGUGAUAAGACCAUGGGGAAGUGGGCCAUCUUUAUCUUCCACGAGGACGGAGAAGAGCACUACUGGUGCUACGGGGAUGGCGGCAGCGCGGGCGACUUUCCCACCCGCGCCGGGCUGUACGCGACCGAACACUAUGCGUGUAUUGACACCUGGUCGCGCGAUUUCCACGUUUACAAGACGUCCAUCUCAAAAGAAGAGGCGGAAUCCAUCCUGGGCUCUGGAAACGUCUGGCCCUUCUCGGGCAGCGACGAGGAGUACAAGGAAGAACUGCACAAAUUCUGGAAAGCCACAUCUUUCUAG
Aspergillus brunneoviolaceus CBS 621.78 is the source of this 327-nucleotide messenger RNA. RefSeq lists its product as uncharacterized. The transcript is spliced from 2 exons. The coding region runs from base 1 to 327 and encodes 108 amino acids. The record is from RefSeq and is a predicted model, not a curated record. NCBI's taxonomy places the organism in Eukaryota, Fungi, Ascomycota, Eurotiomycetes, Eurotiales, Aspergillaceae.